This is a messenger RNA of Syzygium oleosum, 1231 nucleotides long. RefSeq names its product ATP-dependent Clp protease proteolytic subunit 5, chloroplastic. The transcript has 9 exons. Gene Ontology annotation, biological process: protein quality control for misfolded or incompletely synthesized proteins. Lineage: Eukaryota; Viridiplantae; Streptophyta; Magnoliopsida; Myrtales; Myrtaceae. Gene Ontology annotation, molecular function: ATP-dependent peptidase activity; serine-type endopeptidase activity; ATPase binding. Gene Ontology annotation, cellular component: endopeptidase Clp complex. The record is from RefSeq and is a predicted model, not a curated record. The coding region runs from base 111 to 1013 and encodes 300 amino acids.
CCCACUUCGGAUAACUCCCACUCCCACUCCCCCUCCCCCUCCCGCUGACCUCUCGGCCAUUGUAGCAUAAAUCGAAGGGCGGCGCGGAGACCGGAAGCGAUUAGGAGGAGAUGGCGGCGCACGCGUGCGUGUCGACGGCUUCCUCGCCUCUCAGAUUCACCUCCCUCGCUCCCUCCCCCAACCCUAGCUCUUCCCUCGACUCUCCCAGGCUCGCGCUCGCCGCCUCGGAGCAGCUUCGUUCCAGGAAAUUUAACAAGCUUGUUUGCAACAGAAAGAAUCUUCAGCGGGUAAAGGCCGUUUAUUCGGGUGAGUUCUGGGCUCCAGAGAGGAGUUCUCGGCAGGGCAUUUGGUCCAUAAGGGAGGAUUUGCAAAUUCCAUCUUCACCAUACUUCCCUUCUUAUGCACAAGGUCAAGGGCCUCCGCCAAUGGUACAAGAGCGUUUUCAGAGCGUAAUCAGCCAGCUUUUCCAAUAUAGAAUAAUACGCUGCGGUGGUGCUGUUGAUGAUGACAUGGCCAACAUAAUCGUUGCUCAGCUUCUUUAUCUAGAUGCUGUUGAUCCGAACAAGGAUAUUGUAAUGUAUGUGAAUUCUCCUGGAGGAUCUGUUACAGCUGGUAUGGCUAUAUUUGACACGAUGAGGCAUAUUCGUCCCGAUGUCUCCACUGUAUGUGUUGGACUUGCAGCUAGUAUGGGGGCAUUCUUACUAAGUGCCGGGACCAAAGGGAAACGAUAUAGUUUGCCAAACUCAAGAAUAAUGAUACAUCAACCUCUUGGUGGAGCACAAGGUGGACAAACUGACAUAGAUAUCCAGGCAAAUGAAAUGCUGCAUCAUAAGGCAAACCUUAAUGGCUAUCUCUCUUAUCACACGGGUCAAAGUCUUGAGAAGAUCAACGAGGACACAGAUCGUGAUUUCUUCAUGAGUGCCAAGGAAGCCAAAGAAUAUGGACUUAUUGAUGGUGUGAUCAUGAAUCCUCUCAAAGCUCUUCAGCCUCUGGCAGCUGCAGCAGAUUCAUGAAGCCACCUUAUAUCUAAGCUUUCUUGGCGGGUUGUUGGAGGGUUGACCAUUUUCAUCCUCAAGUGUUCAUUUGUGCUAAACAAUGGUUGAUACCUGCAGCACGAAUUUAAAAUAGGAAUGGAGCUCAUCUUGGCUAGAUUUGUUUUUUGGGGAACAAAUUAGUUUACUAUACAGGUACUGCUUGGCUGUGAUAAGUUCAAUCUCAACUUUGCUACUUA